AUGUCAUCACCAGGUCGCUACAUCGAAUGGAAAGCUGGUGCCUUGGAUGUUGAUUUUUUCAUCGACUCCGAAGAACAUGUCUACAUCCACAGCAUUCGUCCAUCAGGAAGCCCAGCUGUGAGAUACUCUGUGAACUCAGAAUUGGAUCACAUUCUACCAUUGACACAGCUGCGACUAGCAGGAGAAGGUUCUAUUUUUGGUACAUCUGAGCGCUUGGUUUUCAGUGCCACCUCAAGUCGUCUACAAUACGUUGAGCACAAGGAAUGGACCGAGAGUGACGGUACUCGUCGAAUCGAUGUGAUCACCAGAGAUCCCAAAACCGAACUUUUUGUCGACAGCCGUUAUUCAGUCUUCGAAGGGGUCCCAGUCCUACGUAGCACCACUCGGGUGAGGAAUCAAGGACCAAAAAAGCUCCACCUCGAAAGCCUGGCGUCACUAUCACUUGGCUAUCUGAACCGGGGUUCUAAAGAAUGGUGGAACGAAUUUGAUGUUGUUGUCGCGAAUAGCAACAACUUCCGCGAAGCGCAAUGGCAGAGCUUUGACUUUGAUACUCUCGGCAUGGGCGAUGUUGGAGACAGUGAUUUUGACCGUCCAGGAACUCGAGCUGCUGUCAUCAAAUCAAACUUGGGCACUUUCUCCACGAAUGGAUCCUUACCUAUGGGUGCCUUGACUCGGAAGGACAAAAAGCAAACAUUCAUGUGGCAAAUCGAAAAUAGUGGUGCUUGGAAUUGGGAGCUGGGUAAUAUCGUUCAUGGGUUGUACUUGAUCGCCGGUGGCCCUACAGACCAACACCAUCAGUGGACAAAGACUUUAAAUCCCGGUGAAGAUUUCACAGGUGUGACAACCGCCCUUUCAGUCAUUGAUGGAGACCUGGAAUCUUCCUUUGUUCUCUUCACUCAGUACCGUCGUCGCAUUCGUCGACACCACGAAGACAACGUCAACCUGCCUAUCAUCUUCAACGAUUACAUGAAUUGCUUGAAGGGCAAUCCAAAUACAGAGAAGGUGACUGCAUUGAUUGAACCAGCUAGAAAAGCUGGCUCCGAAUACUUUGUUAUAGAUGCAGGGUGGUAUUCCGAUAUUGAAGGAUGGUGGAGCUCUGUUGGUGUUUGGGAACCUUCCUCAAAGCGAUUUCCAGGUGGAUUCAAAGUACUCCUUGACAAAAUCCGUGCCGUUGGAAUGAUUCCUGGUGUUUGGAUCGAGCCGGAGGUUAUUGGCGUUCAUUGUCCCGAGGCCAGCCAUCUGCCAGACGAUGCAUAUUUCCAACGUCGAGGAGUUCGCAUCAUUGAACAAAAUCGGUUUCACCUCGACUUUCGCCAUGAAGAUGUUAUAUCUCGCUUGGAUGCAGUGAUUGACAACCUUGUUCAGAACUACGGGAUUGGAUACUUCAAGAUAGACUACAAUAUUGACGUCACCCAUGGCACUGACGCUAAUGCCUCAAGUCCUGGUGAUGGUAUGCUCGGCCAUCGACGUGCAUACAUGGAGUGGAUCAACAAGAUCUACGACCGAUUCCCUCAUGUAGUCCUUGAGACAUGCUCCAGUGGUGCCCAGCGACUUGACUACCACAUGCUAGCAUCGCAUUCCAUUCAGUCUACCAGUGAUCAACAGGAGCCACAUUUGUACUCGUGUAUUGCCGCAACGGUCCUCACAGCUGUUACGCCGGAGCAGAGUGCAUCGUGGGCUUAUCCGCAGACAGAUUACAGUGACGAUUUAAACGCACUGUGUCUUGUAAACAGCCUUAUGGGACGAGUUCAUCUAAGUGGUAGAAUUGAUCUGUUGAAUGAGAAACAACUAAGCCUAGUUGUGGAGGCGAUGCAGGUCUAUAAAGAUAUACGUGGCCAUAUCAAAGACUGUCUUCCAUACUGGCCUCUGGGAUUGCCCGGAUGGAAAGAUAACUGGCUGGUUGUCGAACUUCGACAUGGAAGGCAUCGGUAUAUCGCUGUUUGGCGAAGAGGUGGGAAGGGUCAUCUUGAUAUACCUGUUGGGACUCAGGGUUUGUCUCAUUACGAAGUUCUGUUCCCCGCAACUUCUCAACUUCUCUUUCGUGGAACUCGGAAAGUAGCAGUUUGUCGGUUGGGAUUCCCCACGCGCCCUCUGCUCGUCUGA
This is a messenger RNA of Penicillium malachiteum, 2103 nucleotides long. RefSeq names its product putative Melibiase subfamily. The transcript is spliced from 2 exons. NCBI's taxonomy places the organism in Eukaryota, Fungi, Ascomycota, Eurotiomycetes, Eurotiales, Aspergillaceae. The record is from RefSeq and is a predicted model, not a curated record. Gene Ontology annotation, molecular function: alpha-galactosidase activity. Bases 1 to 2103 code for a protein of 700 amino acids. Gene Ontology annotation, biological process: carbohydrate catabolic process.